AUGCUUGCCACCGCACGUGCGAAGUGUCUUUGUAUUACAGCAGGCUCACGACAUGGCCAGUGUGCUUCGCUGCAGUUGGUUGGAAGUCAUGCAGCUAGAACCCGGCGGCGACAAGGCUUGUCGCCACAGCAGUACCUGGGAGCCACGUCGCAGCCCCUUACCGAGCAGAUUGCUGAAGCUCAGCGGAGAGCGAAAGGUCUCCUUGUGUCAGGCGAUGGUGGCGAAGGUCAGAGAGAGGCGGUGGCCACACCAUUCGUGAUUCAAGCUGCUCCGAGGUUGCCUCUGCCUCCAGCAUUGCGCUGCUGCAUUGUCACGGCUCCGUCGCCGGCUUCGACGGCCUUGGGACCCGGCCCGUUGAUCCUUCGCAGGGUGAGGCUGGAGAGUUGUGGUGGACCUGCGUUGGAGGUCUCCGAAGAAACAGCUUGUGAGCUCUAUGACUGCUUCGUGAACGGUUCUGUGAAGCUGGCCAAAAGUGCAUCAGCUAAGCUGGUCAGAACACAUGUCUUUGGCGCUGCUGGAAGCGGUGUGGAAGGCAGAGCCUUUGCACAACUCGUGCUGGCGGCUUGCACCAUCCGAGAUUGCGUUGGCAAUGGGCUUCUUCUAAGACAUGGGCAGGCCGACAUCUCCGAUUGCACAAUCCGCAACUGUGGCCAAAGCGGUUUGGUGCUGGGGCCCGGGACAUGGAGGUUGUCGGGGAAUACGCUUUCUAGCAAUGGUCAGUAUGGCGUCUGGGCCGAAGCCGGAACGAGAGCAGAAUGGAGACAGAGCCUUUGCACGGGAAAUUUGCUCGGCGAUAGAGGCGGCCGUGGAGAGCUGGUUGGUUGGCAAGGGAGUGGAUUGGCACCAGGUGAAGAGUGUCGCGUUUGGAGCGAGCCGCGGGGUAAGUGGAUCAGAGCGAAAGUGCGGGAAACUGCAUCUGCUCAAGAUGAGGUCGUGGUUGCAAUCAGAAAGCGAAAAUUUGCGAAAACUUCUGUGGAACCGGACGACGAUGGGCCAGAUGCGGAGCAACUGAUAGGAGAAGGAGAGCUUGGCGUUGAGGCUGUGGAUGGAGGUCUGCUUAAAGUGCCGGCAGCCGGAGUACGGCCAUUGUGCAGUGGGGGCCGAGAGCCACCGCCAUUCUCCCAGAAGGCGGCCGCACUACGCUUUGGUGGCUAUGCGCUAUUUCUAGCCAGUGGCGGAUCCGGGCGGGAUGGCUGGCAGCAGCUGUCAGAAAAAUCCCAGGCGAAGUUCCGUGCAGAUUCCCGUAGGGAACGCAGGAGCAUGCUCUCCGCAACCAAAGAAAGACGGCGUCGCUCAAAGGCAAGGGCCAGGGCCGCCACAGCUUUAGUUCGUCGCACUCCGAAGCCGGCCUGGCUUCGCAAGCUGGUGACCAAGAACUGGCUCCGCAAGCACUCGGCAAAAAUGCGUGGGAAAUGUCGCACGAAGAUAGCAAUCACCGGUCUGCACGUGGCAUGUGCUGAGCUGGCAGCUAGAGUGUGCGCUUUUGCAGCUUCCUGUGCUUCGCCCUGCAUUGGGUCCGAGCGAUUUGAAGUAGCCCGGGCAGCGUUUCGUAGCCUCUGCAAAAGUCUGGCGUGUUGGCAACUGUGGGCUGUAACGAUGCAGCAUUUGCAUAUGCCCACCCCUGUUUCCGGCUACCCUCAGGGGGGGCCCAGCCGCCCCGCUACCCCGGUGCCAGACAUGCGCAGAUUAUACGGACUUCAGGGUCAGGCAUCAGCGCCACCCAAACGCAGUUCUUCUCCGGGGCAUGCCGCUUUUGCAUACCAACUGCCACAGUUCCGGCCAGAGGCUUCUGCUCCACCUUCUCCACCUGCCAGGAAACCGAUAGAUCCAUCGGAACUCGUGCAGGGUCAGCAGUUGGACUAUUGGAGUGAUCACAACCAGUGCUGGAUGCCAGCUAUCAUCACCGACGUGGACAAUGAGUCCGGUGGCAUUUGCCUCAACGUCAAGCCGAACGCUUUCAUCAGUCGGUCGGACCAGCGCCGGAAAGUUCGGUCAAGGACUAUCCCCAAUGCCCAACAAGUGGCAACAGCACAGGGCAUUGUGCAGCAGGAGCAAGUGGAGCCAGUUGCAGAGCAAAUCUUUGUCAGUGCUGCAAGGGCCAAGGAUCGCCCAAUUCCUGCGGAGCAAGUUCCGCACCUUGGAGCCUACUUGGACGGACUGCUGGGGUUGGUGGGUUCCCAAGUUCAUUUGAUGCAGUCUGCCCGAAGCGAAUCCGGCUUGGGCCUGGAUGAGUUCAAGAAAGUCUUCUGGGAGCUGCUGCAGUUGCAGCAGGAAAUCUCAGUUCAAGCGAUUCCUCGAUUCUCCAUCGAUUCCUUUAAGGAGGGAGAGCCGUGGCAGAAGUAUGCCAAAGGCAAAGAACUUGGCCACGGCACCUACGGUUUCGUGUACCUGGCGAGCGACAAGCAUUCCAAACAGGUCAGGGCCAUAAAGGAAAUCUCCAAAGAGAAGCUCCAUGGGGAUAUGCAGGCAAUGAAGAAAGAAAUCGAGAACCUGACGAACCUUGACCACCCUCACAUCUUGAAGCUCUAUGAGGUGUACAGCACAAAGGACGACGUGUACCUGGUGACCGACUUUUGCCCUGGAGGAGAGCUACAUGGCCACAUUUCAUCGGCCAAAAAGACUCGGCAGGAAAUCCCCAUGCCAUGGAUCGCUGAAGCCAUGCAGCAGCUGAUGCAGGCAAUUUGCCACAUCCAUGUUCGGGGAAUCAUCCACUUAGAUGUGAAGUCGCAGAACAUCAUGCUCAUGCCCAGCCAAAAGACAGCAGCCUUCUUCGGAAAGGGCGAUGCCAAAGAUGCCAAAUCUGCAACCUUCAACUCCAAGCCCCACGUGGUUGUCAUAGACCUCGGGAUUGCCAUGCACUUCAAGCCUGGUGACUAUCGGGGCAAUCGUCCAAUGGGUACGCCUAUGACAAUGGCUCCAGAGGUUUGGUCAGGCGAAAUCACACCCGAGGCUGAUGUGUUCAGCUGCGGUUGUGUGUUUUUUGAGCUUCUUUGUGGGGAGAUGCCUUUUCGAGUCAAGUUCGAGGGCAACUUUGACGAUGUUGUGAAGUUCUGGCGGCAGAAACCGCGGCCUGCAUGGCAGUAUGUGUCUGGCACUUCCCGGGAUGUCAAGGAAUUACUUGAAGGCAUGCUGCUGCAGGAGCGGCAGCGUCGCCCUUCCGCAUCUCAGUGCUUGGCGAGCAAAUUCUUGAAAGAUGCCUCUGCUCCGAAACAGACUGGCAGUCUAAACGAGUCAAAUCGGCAGAGGCUGAUGAAGCGGCUGGCUUCGGUUCAUUGUCGAUCGGUCUUGUACAAGAACAUAGCAAUGAAAAUUGCUCAAGAUUGGCCGCCUAACCAGAUGCCCACCUUCAAGCAAUUGUUCAAUGAGUUUGAUGUUCAUGGCAAUGGUUCGCUGCCGACAGAUGGAUUGAAGACCACGCUAAUGAAGCAUGGGGUUGAUGAGGCUGAGGCUAGUCGUGCAGCUGCAGCUAUGAACCUAAGUCAAGACAAGGACGCAAUCAAUUGGACCGAGUUUGUUGCGGCUUGCAUUGACUUGAGCCAGCCCGAGUUCGAGCCCAAGAUCUUCAAAAUUUUCCAAGAUGCAGAUGCUGACCGGGACAACUUGCUUUCAGCUUCGGAUCUUAUGAACACUUUUCCACAGGGAAACAAGUACGGCCUAGAAACAGCGACAAGUGUUUUCAGAGAUCUCACAGGAAGGGAUGCCCAGAAAGACCGAGGAGCACGGAUGGACUGGAGCACCUUCUACAAGCAUCUGCAGAGCUGUGCUCUGAACGGUGUUGAAGAGCCGGUGUUGGCAAAGACGCAGUGGGAUGUCUUCAUCGGUGGAGUGACUGAUGCGAUUAACAAUGUCACAGGUGCAUACUUCGCCAACGACACCCGAACGCAGAAAUUGCCGAACGCAGUGCGCUUCCCAGGUGAGCGCAUCCCGCAGAGCAUGGAUGACAUGCUGAAGACCUUGGCAGACAUGGGCUUCAAGGAUCGUGAGCUCAACAGGCAAGUUCUCAACGAAAAGGGCGGUUCCCUGAGUGACGAUGUUAUCGAGACGAUCAUGCAGCGCAGCUCAUGCACGUGA
Molecule: messenger RNA, 4071 nt
Organism: Symbiodinium sp. CCMP2456
Lineage: Eukaryota; Dinophyceae; Suessiales; Symbiodiniaceae
Source: the annotation of a GenBank genome assembly